Messenger RNA from Sorex fumeus (smoky shrew), 1664 nucleotides. It is a transcript of the gene AMIGO2, whose product is annotated as adhesion molecule with Ig like domain 2. NCBI's taxonomy places the organism in Eukaryota, Metazoa, Chordata, Mammalia, Eulipotyphla, Soricidae. Gene Ontology annotation, molecular function: protein binding. Bases 39 to 1598 code for a protein of 519 amino acids. Gene Ontology annotation, biological process: brain development. The record is from RefSeq and is a predicted model, not a curated record. The transcript has a single exon.
CUGGAAAAGGCCCCAGGCGGUGACGUAGAGGAGGCAGAAUGUUUUUGCACUCACGCUCCCUGCCCCGAGGAGUGCUCAGACCUGGCCGCAGGGAAGUGCUGUGCUGGGUGCUCAUCGCGGUGACCCUGAGCCGCGGGGCCUCUGGGCUGUGCCCCAGCGCGUGUAUCUGCGCCACGGACAUCGUGAGCUGCACCAACAGGAACCUGGCCAAGGUGCCCGGGAGCCUGUUCCGACUGAUUAAGAGACUGGACCUGAGCUAUAACAGAAUCGGCCUUCUGGACGCCGAGUGGAUGCCAGUGUCGUUCGUGAAGCUGAACACGCUGAUUAUCCGGCACAACAACAUCACCAGCGUUUCCACGGGCAGCUUUUCCACCACUCCCAAUCUGAAGUGUCUGGAUUUAUCGUCCAAUAAGCUGAAGUCUGUGAAAAGUGCCGUGUUCCAAGAGUUGAAGGUUCUGGAAGUGCUCCUGCUGUACAACAAUCACAUUGCCUAUCUCGAUCCUUCUGCGUUCGGAGGGCUCUCGCAACUGCAAAAACUCUACCUAAGUGGAAACACUCUCACCCAGUUUCCUAUGGAUUUGUAUGUGGGGAGGUUCAAGCUGGCAGAACUGAUGUUUCUAGACGUUUCCUAUAACCGGAUCUCUUCCCUGCCAAUGCAUCACAUAAAUUUAGUGUCAGGAAAACAGCUGAGAGGCAUCUACCUUCAUGGAAACCCAUUUAUCUGUGACUGUUCGCUUUAUUCAUUGUUCAUCUUUUGGUACCGUAGGCACUUUAGCUCAGUGUUGGAUUUUAAGGCUGAUUAUACCUGUCACCUGUGGUCUGACGCCAGGCAUUCCCACCCCAUCCCUCUGCUCCAGAAUAGCUUUAUGAAUUGCUCUGACAGUAUCAUCAACGGUUCCUUCCGGGCACUUGGCUUUAUUCACGAGGCGCAGGUGGGGGUAAGGCUAAUUGUCCACUGUGACAGCAAGACCGGUCAUUCCAAUAUGGAUUUCCUUUGGGUGGGUCCAGAUAACAGACUGCUGGAGCCAGAGAAAGAGAUGCCGAACUUUCACGUGUUUCGCAACGGAAGUCUGGUUAUAGAAAGUCCUCGUUUUGAGGAUGCUGGAGUGUAUUCCUGUAUUGCCAUGAAUAGGCAUCGCUUAUUAAAUGAAACUGUGGAUGUCACAAUAAACGUUAGCAACUUCACCGUAAACAGAUCUCAUGCCCAUGAAGCAUUUAACACGGCUUUUACUACUCUUGCAGCCUGCGUGGCCAGCAUCAUUUUAGUACUUCUGUACCUCUAUCUGACACCCUGUCCUUGCAAGUGUAAAACCAAAAGACAAAAAAACAUGUUAAACCAAAGUAGUACGCCUGCCUCUGUUCUCAGCCCCGGCCCUGCUGGUGACCCUCCCGCUGAUGAGCGGAAAGCAAGUACUGGUAAGAGGGUGGUGUUUUUGGAGCCUCUGAAGGAUACUGCAGCAGGGCAGAAUGGCAAAGUUAGGCUCUUCCCCAGUGAACCGGUGAUAGCUGAAGGCAUCUUAAAGUCUACAAGAGUGAAAUCUGAUUCAGAUUCAGUCAACUCCGUGUUUUCAGACACACCCUUUGUGGCAUCAGCUUAAUUGUGCCUGUAUUUGUUUGAUGUAGUCAUGUAAUCUUCCCAUAUUUAUCUUUGCGUGUAGUCUACA